Messenger RNA from Entrophospora sp. SA101, 312 nucleotides. The record is from the annotation of a GenBank genome assembly. NCBI's taxonomy places the organism in Eukaryota, Fungi, Glomeromycota, Glomeromycetes, Entrophosporales, Entrophosporaceae.
AUGAAUCAUGGCACCUCACCAUUCACAGUUAUUAGUACUCCAACUACACAAAUUGCGCCAUCGACAGGAAUAGAGGAACAAGAGGAACCACUAUAUGUGAAUGCUAAACAAAAAUAUCUUCAUGAAUCUCGACAUAAACAUGCUAUGAGACGUCCUCGUGGUCCUGGUGGUAGAUUCCUUACAGCAACUGAAAUUGCAGAAUUAGAACAAAAAAAUAAAGCAGAGCAGCAACCACAACAAGAUGACGGUCAACAAUCACAGCCACCACUACAACAAAAACAAGAUGAUAUUCAACAAGUAAAAACGGUGUGA